Molecule: messenger RNA, 8255 nt
Organism: Bactrocera dorsalis (oriental fruit fly)
Lineage: Eukaryota; Metazoa; Arthropoda; Insecta; Diptera; Tephritidae
Exons: 1
Coding region: 1193-1453 (86 amino acids)
Source: RefSeq, a predicted model, not a curated record
GAAAUUAGUUCUAUCCAGUGCGCCUGUGAAAGUGUUAGCGUAACGGCGCAUUUCGUACCAUAAACAAAUCAUUAAGAAGUGACGUCAAACACGCGCUGCGACUGCUUGAACAAACGAGUGGCGCGACGAUCGACUGAGCAGUGAGCAGUACAAAAACAAACGACAGCCGCCCACCGCGCACACAAACUAACAUUUGUAUGUGUGUACUUUCAGCGCGCUCUCCGCCUAGGCACACACACGUGCGAAGAUAUUAGUAUUAAUACAUGUAAAAGCACCUCUUCGUACGUUUGGUGACGAAGCGUUAAGGCAGCCAGCCGUAGUGAACGCGUAAAGAAACGAAAGUUUUUCAUUUUCUUCGCUGUUUGGGGCGGCAUAGCGCAUACAGACGAGACGAGCAUUGCUUGGCGGCGCGCUAACGCUGUCGUUUCGAUUUUUCGCUUCACCAUUUGUUGUGCGCGUAUCGCUCUUUAACGUUUGUUGUUUGUUUUUCGCGCAUUGCGUUGAGCACCUUUUCGCUUUUUUCCCUACACUUUUAUCGACGUUUCGCCGAGUCGGUGCGACUUGAUGCGACGCUACGCGACGCGAUUUUGAACGCAGCGCAACUGAUCGCACGAAGUUAGUGGCGCGGCAACCGCGCGCGAUCAGAGAAUUUCUCUAAAUAAACGCAACACGCUGGUGCAGUUCAGUAACGCGUAAAAAUUUCACUGCAACGGUUUGCUCCGCCAACGGCAACGGAUGAUGACUGAUAUGAACGACGAUUAGAGGAAAGAAACAACUUGUUGAAAACAGUACACAUAUGCUGUAGUAGAUAAAAUUCGAAUAAAAAAAGCAUAUUUAAAAAUAACUUUUUAAAAUAUUCACGACACAGCAGUGAGCAACAGGCGAGCGCAAGAUACAAUAUAUCAGUGUUUAUUUGUUUUGUGAAAUGUGCUAAAGAAAAGUAUAGCAGUGAGUGCGUACUAAAACAGUGUGUAGAGACGCAGAAAAACACAUACGCCAUAUAUCACACGAUUACCAAACAAAUUAAAAUCGAACGCGCCAGAAACUACCGUGCGCUCUGCUGAUCCUGCCAAUUGUCGUUCAACUUCGUGUCAAUUUUCCGUUGCGUAUACGUCCAGGAGUGCGCUCAACGCCACACACUCUUCUUCUAAACAACAAAAGUAAUUUGAAAAACAAAAAAAUCAUCGUCAACAUGUCACAUCAAUGCAGUUGCGGACGCGAUCUCAACAACAACUACGUGUCCUACACAAGCGCCUACGCCAAUGGCAGCUCCAGUCUGGAUCGUGAGACGAGCAGCGGCCUCUCGGGUGGCGGCAGCAAGUCAGCCAUGUCGGGCAAGACCACACAACUAACAGCGAAAGUGAUGUUCGGUACAGUGGGCGCCAUCAAGGAUCUGCGCGAGAAGGAGAAGUCACGCCAUGCGACAACGCGCGCCAGCGAUCGGCGCAACUGAGCGUUAGUGCGCAGAGACUGAAGGGGUUGUUGGCUGGGUAUUGGGUGAGCAUGCGCAAGGAUACGAAACAUGGCUAAUCGAAGUAAAGUGUUAAAUAGUUAUGGCGGCGGGUUCGUUGCGGGCAGAAGACGUAGGAUUUAAAAUGCAGUGGCAGGCGGCAAAAGCGAGGCGUUCUGGACUACAUACAGUGUUGUAAUGCAUUGGUGGGGCGUGCAGGGGCUUGCGGCUGUUGAAAUGUAAAGCGGUUGUGCGUAGUCAACAGGUAUGUGCGCAUAUGUAUCGUCAGGCAUUACGUGGUCUUCUGCAGCGACGACGCGAAGCUUCUGGAAAAUCCUAGCUGUAAAUGUUUCGCCGCUAUAACUUUUCAAAACACAUACUAGUAAACUAUUUACUUGCAUGUAAGUGGGUAGUUUAAGUGUGUUAGCGCCUUGGAGGACUUUGCUCAUGCCACACUAGGAAUAAAUGUAAAUAUUUGCUUAUCAAUUUAAUUUCAUAGUAACAAUUUAUUUAUACUAAGUGCACCCUGUGAAAAUUUUUAGUACAUUAGUUUUUGUUGUGCAACAAUUUACCAUAUAUACAUAUAUAUAUACAUAUAUGCAUAUGUAUAUCUGCUACAGAUAAAACUUAAAUGUUUACACCAAAAUAUUGUAUAUUAUGCGUUGAUCUAAUUUAAUUUUUAAGCUAUAAUUUUAAACUUUCAAAAAGCUAUUUUUUACUUGUGAAUUAUUAGUGAAAGUAACUGCCUUUCAAUCAAAAUUUUUAUUUAUAUAUAAAUUAUGUAUAGCGAGAACUCAGCUGCGCAUUUAAUAUCUGUUUUUUUUGGAAUAUAAAUUAAAAUUUUUUUAUUUGAAAAAAUAUUUAUUUUUUACUAAAUUUUUUUUUGUAAAAACAAAAUUUUUUAAAUACAUUUUUAUUAAUUUUUUAAAUUUUAGUUAUUUUGUUAGUUUUAUUUCAAAUUUUAUAACAGUUAAAAAGUGUUUUAUAAACAUACAUUAUUUUUAAUUUUUAGUAUUUUCUUAUUUAUUAAUUUUUUUUAUUUAUUUUUAUUUUAUUAAUUUUUUAUAUUUUUUGCUUUGAAAGUAAAAGUGAAAGUCUUCUCUCGUUUUGCGCUUGAUUCUUGGUUUUGAAUAUAUUUAAAUUAAUUUUCCAUUAUUUUCUUGCAACAAAUUUUGAAUUUUAAUUCAAGAGCUCCCUAUUUCAUGUGCUAUUUACUAUAUUUUUUAUUUAAUAACUAUUUAUUUUUGUUUAUAUAUAGAAAACAAUAAAAAUGUUGCUUUAUCCUUAUACAAUCAUAAUUUUGUUUUCUUUUUCAUUAUUUGAUAUGUUUUAUGUCAAAUAGGAAAAGACAUAUGUUUUUACUACAAAUAUAUAUGUAUAUACAUAUCGUCACCUAGAAUGAAAAACAGUAUCACGAAAAAAAUUUAAAUUCAGUUUUUUGUUGCUUACGAUUCACUACUGUGAAAUAUAACCUAUAUAUAACUGUUUCAUAACCAAAACUGAAUUUUUUUUCAAUUUGAGUGGUUUGUAUUAUAUCGUUUUUCCUUUGCCUGUAAACUUAUGGAAGUGAUGUUACGUUAUUUUGAAUUUUAGGUGAGGAUACGUAAUAUAUAUAUAUUAUACUUAUUUUUAUAAUUUUCAGCAACAAUUUUCUCUCUGAGCAUUCAUAAACUCAAAUAAUAUGUGUAACAUAAAAAUAACUUAUGUUUAUUGUGAGUUAUUAGAGCGAAGUUGUAGAAGGUUCGUUAUUUGAGCUAAUUGUUUACAGUAGACAAUUUAGGUGAAUCCAAAAAUUUUGUUGUAAAAUGUUUUUUUUUUUACAAAUCUGCAUUUUGUGUUUAAUAUUUUUAUUGUAAAAACAGAAGAAGAUAUAAUAUGCCAUCUCCAUUAACACUCUUUUUACGCUAUAAGCAUGAUUACGAAUACAAAUUAUACAAAUAAGAGUGCGAAGAUUUCUAAAAAAAUAAUAUUGAAAAAAAUUGAAAUCAUAAUAAUAAUUUUUUAAUAAUAAAAAUUAUAUAUUGUCAUAUUUUUAUAAAACUAGUAAUCAUUAAAAUUAAAUGUAUUUUUGCGUAUAUAAAAUGCGCAUUUAAGUGCUACUGCGGGCAAAAAAUAGUAAGACUUAUUAAAAGAAACGUUGAGCGAAAACCCAUUCGUCGAAAUAUUUUUUUUUAAGUUUAUAUGACUGUACUUGACAGCUGUGGCAAAUGCCACAUCAAAAUAAUCAAUAGUGUUUAGUGUAUGCGCGUCUUUUUGAAGUACUUAAAGUACAUUGGGCCAUUUUUACGAUAAGUGAAAUUAUUGAAGAAAGAAGUUCCAUUAAAUUUUGUGUGCGGAAUCAAAUUUCUGUUGCCGAAACAUUGAGAAUGUUGGAAAAGGCAUUCAGUGAUGUCGCCAGCAAGUGUCUUUGAUUGGUACAAAUUCAAAGAGGACGUUGACGACGAACCACGUCCAGGACGUCCAGCAACAUCAACUAAUGAAUAACACGUCAAUAAAAUGAAGUAAUUGGUGGUUGAAAAUCGACCGAUAACAGUCAGACAUCUUACUGGUAUCGUUGGAAUAUCGGAAGGAACAGUAAAAACCAAGAAAGAUCGUUUGGGUCUAAGAAAUGUGAGUAAGCACGAUUGGUUCCAAAAUCACUAAGUUUUUUUCGAAAAAUAGCGUCACGUUUAUGUCUCUAAAACAAUGCUUUCCGACCAUCAGGAUGUUAUAAAACAAAUUAUUACUGGCAUUAAGUCUUGGAUCUAGCUUACGACCAGGAAACAGACGAGCAAUCGGUCGAAUACCGUGGCAGAGGUGUGCCAAAGCCAAAAAGCCACGUCAAAGCAGGACGAGAAUCAAGGCUACGUUGACAGUUUUCUUUGAUUAUGGAGUUACUGUAUUCCAAAUUCCUUCUGACCAGCCAUACUGCUAACAAGGAAUACUAUUAUUCGUCGUUUGCGCGAAGCUAUACAUAAAAAGAGACAAGAAUUAUAUGCCGACAACUCUGAGUUUUUGCUGCAUUGAUUCUUCUUGAGUUUUUUCGCCAAAUUUUUAAAUUUAACAAUUUUGAGGAUUGGAAAACACACAUGUGUAUUGGGGCUAAAGAGGAUUACUUUGAGGGAAACGGCAUAGGUUUUGAAGAAUACAUUAAGAAUUUUAAGACUAUGAACAAAGUCUUACUAUGUUUUGCGCAUAGUAGUAUCAUUAUUUAGAAAGGAGCUUUAUCUUUAAUCAUGUAUUUUAUACUUGUUAUUGUUUAUUCUUUUCCUUUUACUUUAAUGUCUUAUCUUUGGCGGUGGUUAUCUUUUAACGAGUGUUGCGCUUUGAUAAGAGUUUGACUAUAAAGUUGGUAACAUUAUUUAUUUAUGGUUUGUUGAUGCAAGAGUUACAAGUAGAUGGCUAUUUAAUUUGAGGUCAAAAGUAAAAAUAUAUCUAUACAAGUGAGAACUUUUUAGAUAUUUAGAAAAUAAUAAAAAUAUACGAUUUAAAGGGAAUAUUCUUGUCUAGAGAUAUUUUAAUCGGAAGUUGUUUGGAUACUGAUUUAAUAUUUUAACUAUCUAUUUAUCAUUUGCUUACAACUAUUUGAAGAGUACUCAAAAUUAAUUUCAGAAAAAAAAUUUCCUUAAAAUAGAGAUGGAAUAAAAGAUCAUGACAUCUUCGUUAUGAUUUCUACCCUUGUGAUCAUCUUAAAAAUAACUAAAACAAUGCUGGAUCCUUGAUUAGUAGGAACGUUGCUAUCUCAAAAAGCUUGAAAACUGAAAUAAAAAAAUCAUAAAAUCAUAAAAUCCCGGCUAUUCAAAAAUAAAUUUCGAUCUUUUUUUAAUAUUUUGUUUUAUUGUUGCUUUAUGUGGUAGAGCGAUAUUUAAAACAUAUUCAUGUCAUCUUUUAAGUAAAUCGGCCCAUUAGAUCUUAUUAUGGCGACCGCAUCAAAAAAAAAACAAAUAUUUUCGAGAAAAACGCGUUUUAAGUUUUGUCGAUUGCUCUACCGGUCUAGUAACCAUUAUACUAAAACGACUUUAACUUCGGAAAUAAUUCGAAUUUUGAAAAAUUUUCUUAGCAAGAUAUUCGCCAACGUCCAAACUAACGAAUUAUGAAAAACAAAAUAUUUUAAAUUAUUGAAAAAAGUUUUUUUUAAAACAUUUUUUUUUGAAAAUAUUUUUUUGGAUAUUUUUUUUAAAUAUUUUUGAAGAAAAAAAGUUUUUUUUGGAAAGAUUUUGUUUUCGAUUUUUUCAAAUUUCUAGACUAGAAACCCUGUCAAGCUUAUAAAAAUAAAAAUAAAAUGUAUUAAUUCUGCAUUUGUGUGCUCACCACUCUAUAUAUGUAUGCAUAUUUUAUAUACAUGUAUGUAUGUGACAUUUUGAUAUGUGUAUGGGUAUGACUGUUGACCAGCGAUAUGAAAUUAGUGCGAUAAGUGAAUUAUCAUAGUUAAAAUAUCUCAAUUUGUCUACAUAUCUAUGUUUGUAUGUAUGUGUUCUCAGUUGGCUUUUAGCUACUCAAAUAUGUUUGUAUGCAUAUAUAUAUUUGUUCACAUGAGUGUUUUACAAUGUAUGAACAAGCAAAAACAAUGUAUUUGCACUUGUAAAUAUAUGUUUUUAUUAUUUCAAUUUAAAGAAAUGUGUGUGUGACGACAGCAAGUUGAGAGAAUUAAGUGGCUGAGUGUAAUGUGUAUGUAUAUGCAAAGACACGUGUUGAAAUUCUGUUACUAAAAUAAAGAAUUGGGAAUACCGUUCAAAAUGAGCAAUAUAUAUAUGUAUUUAUAAUGAUUUUAGAAAAAAAAAUUCACAUUAGUGAAAUUGUGUUUAACGACAAAACAAUGUAACUCGAGCUUAGCAUAUUUAUACUCUCUAGCUAUGAGCGCAGUUGUUCUUGUAUGAUAUUGAAGCAAAUAAGUUUGGAAAUCUGCACUCUGCAGCAGCAAGUCAUCAAAAAAUGAUACGAAAUAUUCAAUUUUUCUAUGAAAGUCGCAACUAAAAGAGAUCAUAUAGAUACAUACAUAUGCACAUUAAAUUUUGCAAAUAUAGUAUAUUAAUAAAAGAAUAUAUUAAAUAUGUAAAUAAAAAAAUAUACUAUAUUAAUAACAAAAUAUUACAUGUAAUUAAAAAUUAUUUUAUAAUAAAAAAAAACAUUUCUUACCAUUAACAUAAUUUAAUUUUUUUUUGUAAAUUUUGUUCUUAAUACUUUUUGCUAAAUUUUUUAUUAUGCUUGCUUUUGGAAAGCAAUGGUUUAUAAAAUCGCUAGAAAUACUUUUUUUCACUAAAUGAAUUUUAUAUUAUUUAAGUUUAAAUAUUUUUUUAAUAUUUAUUAAAAAAAAAAUGUCCUUUAAAUAGAAAUGGAAUAAAAGAUCAUGGAAUCUUCGUUAUGAUUUUUGCCCUUGUGAUCAUCUGAAAAAUAACUAAAACAAUGAUAGAUCCUUGAUUAGUAGGAACGCUGCUAUCUCAAAAAGCUUGAAAACUGAAAUAAAAAAAUAAUAAAAUGCCGGCUAUUCAAAAAUAAAUUUCGAUCUUUUAUUAAUAUUUUGUUUUAUUGUUAUUAUGACAUAUAUACUCAUUUUGCUUCAUAAAUUUUUGUUGAAACUAUUUUUUUCUAUAAAAAAUUAUACACACCUGCUCUUAUUUAAUUUUGGUCGGUUUUUAAUAAUCAAGAAAAUUACAGUGUGCUUAAAUUGCAAUGCUUUGCAAAAUAUAUAAAUAUGAGUAAAUAUGUAUAUUUAGCAUAUUAGGGUGGUUCAAAAAAAAUCUUAUCUUUUGGUGCUCUGGUUGACAGACAGCUCUACAGAAGUAAAUUUUUAGUCUGUAAAUUUCCUACGAAUUUAUGAGUUUGCAAAAUAAAAUGAUAUACACAACAUAUUAGGGUGGGCCAAAAAAAAUUAAAUGUUUAGGUUCUCUCAUUGAUAGCCACCGUUACGACUGCAAUUUUUAAUGUGUAAAUUUUGCUUAUGAAAAAUAUGAUAUUUUUUAUCAAUGAGUUCUAAGAAAAAAAUGUAGUUUAUAAGAACAAAAUUUUGUCUUAAAAUAAUUGAGUUCCAACCGUGAAUAUCUUUGAAACGGUUAAGUUUACGAAAAAACUGUAGGAGAUCAUUUUGUAGAAUAUUCAAGUUUCUACGAAAUCCAUGAAACCAGAUAUUUUUUAUGUAAUUGGAAGCGUGAUAUGAAUUUCUCUUGCUGAUAUUAAGAAAAAAAUAGUUAAAUGUAAAUCAUGAUAACUCUAAGAACCUACCCGUUACAAUUACGAGCUCAUACUUUGAGAGUCCCUCCUUGAGGUGUCUGAGGUGUCUACUAACCAAAUUUUCCAGAGUACCAAUCGAAAAAGAAAAAAAUAAUAAUUUUAUGUGCACCCUAAUAUCGUAUUUGCACAUACAUAUCGCUCAUUUGCUGCAAGACCGGCAUAAGUCAAAAAAAUCGAUUUUCCAGAAAACGCGUUUAAAGUUUUCAACUGACUACAACCUUACACGGUGACUCCAACCUUACACCUCUUCUCAAGCGGAGCAUAUAAGAGAUAUUCAUAUGAAUUUUUCACUCAACAUGAAGUAUGAUUUUUGUUUUAUGCCGGUCUUGCAGCAAAUGAGCGAUAUGUUCUUAAAAAACAUUUAUGUAAUUAUAUAUAUGUAAAAUAUUUUUUCUUAUAUUUUUAUAUGUAAUUAAGUUAUUUUUAAAAGAAAAUAUUUUGUUAUGUAAUUAUAUUCAAUUAUAGUUAUGAAGGCCGGUGAGUUAUUAAAUAAUGUGUUACAUAAGGUGUGUUUUUAUUAAAAGCUAAAGCAAAAAAAAAUUAAAAUUUUUUAAAUAACAGUAUUUAAUUCUGACAUACAUACAUAUAUCAAAUUAGG